Molecule: messenger RNA, 1297 nt
Organism: Rana temporaria (common frog)
Lineage: Eukaryota; Metazoa; Chordata; Amphibia; Anura; Ranidae
Gene: APEX1
Product: apurinic/apyrimidinic endodeoxyribonuclease 1
Exons: 5
Coding region: 169-1104 (311 amino acids)
Biological process (GO): base-excision repair
Cellular component (GO): nucleus
Molecular function (GO): DNA binding; double-stranded DNA 3'-5' DNA exonuclease activity; phosphoric diester hydrolase activity
Source: RefSeq, a predicted model, not a curated record
UGUGUGCCUCUACGUGUUUCCGGCCAGCAGCGCGUGGAACUUCCGGUCCGGUGUCUAUUGUGUUCUGUGUGAUCAAGCUGCAGAGGGAGAUCUGUGUCCGGGUUCGGUAGAGCAUUCAAGACGAUCCGUGCUUUGUUCUGUGUGCGUCUGUUUUCUGUCACCGCCAGAAUGCCAAAACGUGGGAAGAAGGAGGAUGUCAAGAGUGAAGCUGUGCAGGAUGAGGAACCUGAGAACAAGAAGGGGAAGAAGGGAGGAGCAAAGGAUGCAGAACCUGUUCCGGUGUACGAGGAUGCUCCUGAUAAUUUGACUUCUGAUGAUGACAAGAAGUACACAUGGAAGAUAAGCUCAUGGAAUGUUGAUGGCAUCAGAGCAUGGGUCAAAAAAGAAGGUGUAAAUUGGGUACGGGAGGAGGAUCCUGAUGUCCUGUGUCUGCAGGAGACAAAGUGUGCAGAAAAAUCCCUUCCUGCAGACAUUAAAGACAUGCCUGAGUACCCUCACAAGUACUGGGCUUGUUCUAAUGAAAAGGAAGGCUAUAGUGGAGUGGCAAUGCUGUGCAAGAAGAAGCCUGUAAAUGUCUCCUAUGGCAUUGGAAUUGAAGAGCAUGAUAAGGAAGGCCGUGUGAUUACUGCAGAGUAUGAAUCCUUUUACUUGGUAACUGCUUAUGUUCCCAAUUCCAGUCGCGGCCUGGUACGUCUAGAUUACCGUCAACGCUGGGAUGUAGACUUUCGUGCUUACUUGAAAGAUUUGGACAGCAAAAAGCCACUUAUUUUGUGCGGUGACUUAAAUGUUGCUCACCUGGAGAUUGAUCUAAAAAAUCCCAAAACUAACAAGAAGACCCCUGGAUUCACCCCACAGGAACGAGAGGGAUUUGGAGCUCUGUUGGCUGAAGGCUUCCUGGACAGCUUCCGUGAGCUGUAUCCCGACAAGCCAUAUGCCUACACCUUCUGGACCUACAUGAUGAAUGCUCGGGGCAAGAAUGUUGGCUGGAGAUUGGAUUAUUUUGUCCUGUCAAAAGCCUUGCGGCCAUCCUUGUGUGAUAGCAAGAUCAGGAGCAAAGCUCUUGGGAGUGACCACUGUCCUAUAACCCUUUAUAUUGCUAUAUAAAGGAAAUAAGUGGUUACUACCUGAAUUCAGUAUAUGGUCAUUUACCUAGUACUAUGGCCAUUUAAAUGUGACAUAACAUGGCCCUAGCACCAGAUAAUUGUCUGUUAUACAUGGUUAUAGAAAUGUAGUUUCUCAGUUAAACGUGUGCUCGAAGAAUAAGUGUUUCUCCUAGAUACACCAACAUAAAGCAUGA